AUGAAUAUAUAUCAUUCAAUUGUUAUUCUUUUGGGUAUUUUAACAUUUACUCAUUGUGAUGAACAUGAUCAUAAAUAUGAAGAAGGUCAAGAAGUUGUUUUAUGGAUGAACACAGUUGGUCCAUAUCAUAAUCGACAAGAAACAUAUAAUUAUUUUUCAUUACCAUUUUGUCGAGGAACAAAAAAAGAAAUCUCACAUUAUCAUGAAACAUUAGGUGAAAAUAUUUUAGGCGUUGAAUUAGAAUAUAGUGGAGUUGAUAUUAAUUUUAAACGUGAUAAAACUAAAACCGAAUUCUGUGACAUAACUUUAACACCUGAAAAUUAUGAUGCAUUUUUAUAUGCAAUUAAAAAUCAUUACUGGUAUCAAAUGUUUAUUGAUGAUUUACCUAUUUGGGGUAUUGUUGGUGAAAUGGAUGAAUCAGGUAAAACUGCCUAUAUAUGGACACAUAAAAAAUUUGAAAUUGGUUAUAAUGGUAAUCAUAUAAUUGAUGUUAAUUUAACAUCAGAAUCAAAAAAAGAAAUAAAACCAAAUACAAAAUUAGAAUUUUCAUAUGAAGUUGUAUGGAAAUCAUCGAAUACACAAUUUGUCAAUAGAUUUGAUAAAUAUCUUGAUGCAGGAUUUUUUCAACAUAAAAUUCAUUGGUUUUCAAUAUUUAAUUCAUUUAUGAUGGUUUUAUUUCUUGUUGGACUUGUUAGUAUGAUUUUAUUAAGAACAUUAAGAAAAGAUUAUGCAAGAUAUGGUAAAGAUGAUGAUUUAGAUGAUAUGGAACGUGAUUUAGGUGAUGAAUACGGUUGGAAACAAGUACAUGGUGAUGUAUUUCGUCCACCAACUCAUCCGAUACUAUUUUGUUCAUUAAUUGGUUCUGGUUAUCAAAUAGCAACUGUAACCAUACUUUGUAUUGUUAUUACUAUUCUUGGUGAUCUUUAUACAGAGCGUGCAUUAUUAUUUAGUACAGCUAUAUUUUUAUAUGCUGCAUCAGGAAUAGUAAAUGGUUAUACUGGUGGAAGUUUAUAUGCACGAAUGGGAGGACAUUUAUGGAUGAAACAAAUAAUUGUAGGCGCAUUUCUUGUUCCAGUUUCAAUAUGUGGUGUGGCAUUUCUCGUUAAUUUUAUUUCAAUUUACUAUGGAUCAUCACGUUCAAUUCCAUUUACUGUUAUGUUAAGUGUAGCAGCUAUUUGCUUAUUUAUUAUAUUGCCAUUAACUGCAGUUGGAACAGUAUUAGGAAGAAAUAUAAGCGGAAAAACAAAUCAUCCAUGUCGAACAAAUGCUGUUCCACGACCAAUUCCCGAAAAGAAAUGGUUUAUGGAACCACUUGUAAUUAUAUUUGCAAGUGGAGUUUUACCAUUUGGUUCGAUUUUUAUUGAGAUGUAUUUCAUUUUUACAUCAUUUUGGGCAUAUAAGAUUUAUUAUGUUUAUGGAUUUAUGUUACUUGUAUUUUUAAUACUUGCCGUUGUGACUGUAUGUGUAACAAUAGUUGCAACAUAUUUUUUGCUUAAUGCAGAAGAUUAUCGAUGGCAAUGGACAAGUUUUCUUGCUGGAGCUUCAUCAUCAUUCUAUGUUUAUUUAUAUGCAAUGUACUAUUUCUUUUUUAAAACAAAAAUGUAUGGAAUGUUUCAAACAGUAUUUUACUUUGGUUAUAUGGCAUUAUUCUCUCUUGGUCUAGGCAUAAUGUGUGGAACAUUUGGUUACAUUGGUACUCAAGCAUUCGUCCGAAAAAUUUAUUCAAUUAAAAUAGACUAA
This is a messenger RNA of Adineta steineri, 1740 nucleotides long. Lineage: Eukaryota; Metazoa; Rotifera; Eurotatoria; Adinetida; Adinetidae. The record is from the annotation of a GenBank genome assembly.